AUGGCCGAGCAGGUUGGCCGUGAGGCCGAGAUGUUUGCAGAGAAGCUUGAUCGCUUCUUAGACGACCAUCCAACGUCGGACCCAACGCGAGAAAAGUACGAGGCAAUACUCGAUUUGGUGGAAGGCUUCAAGGGGAUAGCAGAAGACGCUGUCAAAUCACUACAGAAGAAUCAUGAGCGUGAUGUGGCUUUGCAGCUCCGCAAGGAGUGGAAUGAGAGACAUAAGCUUCCGACGCAAAGUACGGCUCUCAUCCCCACUACAGAGUUGGGCUCUGAGCCACCUCUGUCGAAGGAUAGGGCGAAGAAAGUUCAGGAGUCGAGGCAAUGGCAACAGGAGGCGGACAUCUGGGAGCUUUUCCGGAUUAUGCUCGAGCUACACCACAAUCCAGACCCGGACGCGGUAGAGCGAGCGAGGCAGCAUGCGUUGGAUCGGUUGGGGAAUGUGCAUCGGUACAGAGGCGAAGAGGAUGUUUUCUCUCACUUCGUGUUGCAGAACGACCUGGCGCGCGAGCGACUAAUGGUGAAGAGAUGGUUGGAACAGACUGUGGAUCAUCAAGAGACAGAUCUGAGCGGAAUCUCGCAGGAGCUAGAGUCGAAGACAAGCCGAGGCAGAGGCAUGUGGAAGAAUGGCUGGAUGCAUACCCGCGAGAAGAUCAAGAGCGAGAAGAGGACGCGCUCGUGGUCGAACGCGCCUGGUGGGCCUCUACCGCACAUCAAGCGCAAGGACAACACCCAGCUCUUAGUCACCACUCUAGAUCCCGACGCAGCCUCGCGGCAGGGACGAGCACUGGAGAAGGAAGACGAGUACUUCGACCGAGCUGUGUGGAUCACCUGCUGGGAGAUGCUUCGGAGAGGCAAGAAUUGGGGAGAGGUCAGCGAUUGGUGUGAGAACCAACGUGAAGGUUGGCGAGCAAUGUCUCUCGGAAUGGCUACGGACCCAGCGGACACUCUCACCAAAGCAAAUUGGCGACAUAUGUGCUAUCUCGCCUCGCAAGCUGACACUUUCGGAGACUACGAGGCCGCAGUCUAUGGUCUCCUGGGAGGCGGAGUUGGUGCACUGCAAAAGGUCUGCCAGAAAGUUGACGACAAGCUUUACGCUUACUACAACGCCGCGCUCAUACGGCAAUUCGACCAAUACCUAGCAACUCACUUUCCGGACAGGGCACCUCCAGCUCGACGUGGUUUGGGCGACGAUGUGCUCAAGGAUCCUCAGGAGCAGAUUGUCGAACUCAUUGAGAGGUUGAGGAAGCAGCCAGAGACCAGCACAGAAGCAAUCAAACCGAUGAAGAUCAUUCAAAGCUAUCUGUUGGCCAACGAUGUGGGCAGCAUGAUCCACACAAUGGGCUACGCCAUAGCGGUCACGGACUCUUUGCGCAGUGAUGAGGACCACCUGAUUGUUCGACUGAAGCCCUUCUGGUCUGGUCAGGGCAAUCAGCCGGAAGCAGAGGUCGCGCUCGACCCGCAGACUUUGAGGAUUGCUACUCUCAUGAGUAUCAUCCUGGCCGAGCUAAGGACCGGUACUCUCGAGCAAGACGAGCGCGAUGCAGAGGAUAAUGUGACUGUGGCGUACGUUCAAUACCUACGCGACGCUCGAAAUCGAGACAUCAUCCCUCUUUAUGUCUCGCGCUUGUCGCCCACCAGACGCAUCGUCACCAUGGCCGGCUCGCUGGAGGAUGUCAAGUCUCCAGGUGAGCAAGAGUUCAUGCUCAGUCUGAUGAGGAAGUACGACAUGGACUACAUUCAGAUCCUGAACACAAACCUCGGUUAUCUACUGAGACGAUAUAUGAAUCCUCCACUGGAUAGUGUCACACCCUUCAGAUUGCUCGAGAAAACGGAUGACCCGCUAUACCCAGGACAACGUGUGAACCUCAAGGCCUUCCCUGAAACUUACCCGACUACGGAUGAGGCCAUUGUUGGAGCCUUGCAGUGGUUCAAUAUCAUCGAGGGGCACUGGGAUCAGACAUUCCACAGCAUGAGCAUUGCGCUACGCAAGUGCUUGAUGGCUGGCAGUCUUGCAUGCGCACUGAGAAUUGUCUCAGAGUUCCCAUACGAUGACCUGUCGAAGCGAAAGACGUACCAAGUCAUUGGAAAAUCAGUCAAUUUGGCAACAUAUGGGGAAUUCCCAGAGGCAGAGUAUGACACUUGGAGUACGCUCGCAAGUCAGGCACAGUCCUACCAUGACCUGACGCACGUCGUCGAGGUCCUCAAGACGUUCGUCUACUACCGACAGCAGGAAGCUCAGUACACUGAAAAGGCGAUGAAACUGUCAGCAGCUCCGUUGGAUCUCAAGGAAGCCAAAGAGCAGGUCGACGAUUUCAUGGAGCUUGUUCUGCACGGGAAUCUCUUGACUACCCCAAUAACCGAGGACGAGGAACGUGGUCUGGAAUACAUCCGCAAGCAGUACAUCCCGGAAAUCCUCAUCGCGUACAACACCGUUCUGCACAGUGCCGGAGCUGCCAUCUCUCGCGAGAACCUCAUCCAGUCGAUGGACCUGUCUGUGACCAUUGCCAACACCGAGGUUCUCGUCGAGGCCGUCAAGAAAGAGGGUAGGAUGCGGGAGCUGGUUGAUUCAUUUGCAGAGACUAGCAAGAAGAUGUUGAUCCUGAAGGCGGAGGGCAAGCCGUGGCGGCCACGCAAGGAUCGCGAAGGCAAAGACUUGGGAUUGUGGGAGAUCGGACCGCCGCAGAGCUUUGAGAACAACCAUGAAGUCUCCAUCUAG
This is a messenger RNA of Zasmidium cellare ATCC 36951, 2718 nucleotides long. RefSeq lists its product as uncharacterized. Gene Ontology annotation, cellular component: nuclear pore outer ring; nuclear pore. Gene Ontology annotation, biological process: protein import into nucleus; mRNA export from nucleus; regulation of DNA-templated transcription. NCBI's taxonomy places the organism in Eukaryota, Fungi, Ascomycota, Dothideomycetes, Mycosphaerellales, Mycosphaerellaceae. The transcript is spliced from 2 exons. The record is from RefSeq and is a predicted model, not a curated record. Gene Ontology annotation, molecular function: structural constituent of nuclear pore. The coding region runs from base 1 to 2718 and encodes 905 amino acids.